GAAUCGCAGUGAAUAAUGUCACGUCGACAAAAACUAUCGCUGUUGUGUCCUGUUCAAUCGCCAUGUCGUCGUCUUCCCGCUGUCUUUGGAAUUUGUCAACGCCUUGUGACGUCAGCAGGACCGAAACUUUAAGGAAAUUCACCUGGCUGCCGGGAAAGACCGAGCACUCGAAAAAUAAACUAGGUUAAUGGAUUCAUGAGAGACAGAAACUUCUCCACGAGUUGUCAGGUGUAGGAGCGCGAACCUGUCAACUGCUGUAUUUCUUACCUUUUUGAACCGAAGCUUGCGGAUGAUGCGCUUUCACAAUUAAAAGCUCAGUAGAAUAUAAAUAAUAGCAACUUCCGGGUCGAGGCUCCAGUAAACUCUCAUUUAGCUCUGGUAGUUCCAUGCAAACCAGUAUGAACUUUGAGCUGAAGGAGGUGAAAACAAAUGGGAGCGAUGGAGCAACAUGUUUGGCUAAUGAAGAGGUGACAACAGGCAAUGGAGAUGGUGCGGCUCACAGGACUGUGGAGGUAACCGAGAGAGACGGGUUGCUUUCUGAACAGAUUGAUGGAAGUAAUGGGUCUGCUGGCCAUGAAGCAGAAGUUCAAAUGAAUCGGGGAAACGCAUGCACUCAAGAUGUUAGCAAUGUGCACAGGAUAAAGAGAGAGCUGAAUGAAGUCAUCUUCUGGAAAAUCAGACGAUGGAUGGUCAUUGUCAUCAUCCUUAUCAUCAUCCUGCUUGUGAUAUUUAUUUCUCUGGCCUUGUGCUCAGCGAUUUAUGAUGAUGAGGAAGAGAAGAUAGACCCUUCAUUGUUAAAGGUGCCUCAGUACUUCAAUGGGAGCUUCCAACUGCCCAAUCUGAUCUCCACAGAGGAUCUUGUCUCCCUUUCCUCCACUGAAAGCCAAACGCUCGCCGCUGACCUUCAAAAAAAGCUGGCUGACCUCUACACAUCCUCCCCUGCUUUGGGACAAUACUUCUCCAAAGCUGAGAUAUUUGCUUUCAGGAACGGUUCAGUCAUCGCUGACUACCAGCUGACAUUCCUCAUGCCCGAAGAGCAGCAGGAUCAGCUAAGGCAGUUUACUCUGAGCAGGGAGAUGGUGUACAAUGUGUUCAGACAGUUCCUAUAUGACCAGGAGCCAGACAAAUCUGAGAGAUUGUUCAUUGAUCCAGUUUCCCUAAGCAUGGUUUGAAGAGAGUUACGACAAAUGUUCACAAACAGACUGGAAAACCAGUCACAAGACAGUUAUCUGCAACUAAACCUCCUACAGUAAUGUAACAUAUGAUUUGUGUGAUUUUAACACGAGUCUCUAAACAUGUUGCAUAUCAUGUAUUUUUACCACAGAAUGCAACAUGACCACAGUCAUGCACAGUCAUGCACACUCAUACUUGUGGGUUUGACACAAUUGUUCUGUUCAUUGGGCUUUUAAGACUGUGGAAUCAGUCAGUAGUGUGGACUUCUCAGACAAAAUGGACAUCUGCCUUGUGUUAAACAGGAGGAUGUAAAUAGAACUGGGGGUUUCUUGAGCAUGUGACAUCGGUUUUUAUAUUGUUUUCAGAGUUUAGGGUGUAUUUCUGUGUAAAUGUCAGCGCUGCAAGUAUUUAUAUUCAUUUCCUGGCUCUGAUCACUGUAGUUUUAUGUAUGACCAUUUGUACAUAAGAAAAACCUGUUGUUCUUUUUUAAAUGUAAAUACAAGCAUUUAUAUUUUCAUAACUGUUCCAUUAUUUUGCAUCUCUGUCACUAGACAUGAUUUGCAAACCAAAGCUGUGGAACACAAUACAUUUGACUAGCAAGCAGCAAACACUGUACGAAUAUCAGCUUUAGAGAACUGUAGAGGAGGAAUUGUAGUUGCUGGAGCAUUCAUGUUGUGAGUGAAGGCUAUGCAUGCACAUAUAAAACUAUUCUACUGUAUAUACAAGCCAUUUUUUUAUUAUAAAAUUAUAUAUAACCAUAGAG
Molecule: messenger RNA, 1936 nt
Organism: Monopterus albus (swamp eel)
Lineage: Eukaryota; Metazoa; Chordata; Actinopteri; Synbranchiformes; Synbranchidae
Gene: c15h3orf52
Product: chromosome 15 C3orf52 homolog
Exons: 7
Coding region: 387-1172 (261 amino acids)
Source: RefSeq, a predicted model, not a curated record